Molecule: messenger RNA, 1198 nt
Organism: Belonocnema kinseyi
Lineage: Eukaryota; Metazoa; Arthropoda; Insecta; Hymenoptera; Cynipidae
Exons: 2
Coding region: 117-686 (189 amino acids)
Source: RefSeq, a predicted model, not a curated record
AUUUCUUCCUACCCGGCAACGAUUUCUGCCGCACGGUCGACUUGCCCAGUAGACGAGGCGUCCUUAUAAAAGCGAGGGUAGCGCGCGGAGAUUCAGUGUGCUCACUGACUACUAUCAUGCACAGCACAACCAAACUGAAAGUGAUUAUCCUCUGCGGCCUUCUGGCCUUGGCCUUGGCCGAGGACAAGGUGAAGAAGGACACGAAACUUGUGGGCAAAAAAGAGGACAAGCCCAAAAGAGGUUUGGACCUCAGUCUCGGUGAUCAUGGAGGUUAUGGUGAACUUAGUGAACAUGGUGGUCUGAGUUUGGGAGGUGCUUUGGGCCCUGGAGAACAUAUCGAGACAGAGCAUAUCAAAGCCACAACCAUCACUAAACAUGUUCCAGUUUUGAAGCCGUACCCUGUCCACAAGGAUGUGCACGUGCCCUACGAAGUCAAAGUUAAAAUCCCAGUCAAAGUUGACAGACCCUACCCAGUUCAUGUCCCACAGCCUUACCCAGUUACGGUGGAAAAACAUAUUCCAUACACCGUUGAAAAACAUAUUCCAUACCCUGUCCCUUAUGAGGUCAAGGUCCCCGUCAAGGUCCCAGUCCACAUCGACAAACACGUCCCCUAUCCAGUGUAUGAACACUCUCAUCAUGGACAUGGAGGAUUGGAAGGACUUUCUGGAUUGAGCUGGGGACACUAAACCUUCAAGAAAUAAAAUCUCGGAUAGAUAUUAUGUGAGAAAAUUAGUUAAAUUAGGGUCUGGAACCUGGAGGUAGGAUGAGUCAUGUAAAAAAGAAUAGUGGAGAGGUGAGCGCCUUUCUGUUUUUCUUUCAUGUAAUAUAUCCUAUGGAUAUCUCAAAGAUUUGUCAAUUUUUUUGUAAUCCAAACUUUCUUAGUAUAUCUGAGACAAAUUUAUUUUCUGAAAGAAAUUUGUACAAACCACUCUCCAGGUUUCAAUUUCAUGUAAAUUUGUAAAAUUGCUUUAAAUCAAAGACUCAUCUACUCUUCCGCGUGCACACCCUUAGCUAGUAAAUUCGCAGUCCACGAAUGAUAAGUUGCCGGUUCGCACUCUAAAAUAAAAGCAAAUGUACUGGGACUCAUGUGCGCUGGCAGAGAAAGCACCAAUAAUGUAUUCAUUGUAAUUUUAUUCGGAUGUAACAUAUUUGUAUUUUUUUUACACAAAUAAAGAGAAGACAGCUUUUUAUUUAUGAA